GAGCGCCCGGGCCCCGCGCAGCCGCCCCCCCCCACCCGCCCCGCGCCAUGAAGGGCGACCCGCAGCGCCCCGAGGAGCCGCCCCUGCCGCCUCCCCCCGCAGCCGCCCCCGCAGCCGCCUCGCCCCCGGGGGAGGCGGGGGGCGCGGCGCCGGCGCCCCCGGUGUGGAUCUUCGGGUACGGCUCGCUGGUGUGGCGGCCGGGCUUCGAGUUCACGUCGCGCAAGGUGGGCUUCAUCCGCGGCUACAGCCGCCGCUUCUGGCAGGGCGACACCUUCCACCGCGGCAGCCAGCGGAUGCCCGGGCGAGUGGUGACGCUGCUGGAGGACUGCGGGGCGUGCACGUGGGGUGUAGCCUAUGAAGUCCGCGGGGAACAAAUCGCUGCAUCACUUCAGUACCUCAACAUGCGAGAAGCUGUUCUGGGAGGCUACGACACCAAGCUGGUGAAGUUCCACCCUCAGGAGGAAGAUGCAGAGGAACCCAUCCUGGCUCUUGUUUACAUUGCGACACCCCAGAACCCUUCUUACCUUGGCCCAGCAUCUGAAGAAGACAUUGCAGCUCAAAUCAUUGUCUCAAGUGGUUGUGCUGGUCAUAACAUUGAGUACUUGCUGAGACUGGCAGACUUCAUGCGCUUCUUUUGUCCUCAAGCAGAGGAUAAACAUCUCUUCUCAAUUGAAGAGGCUCUUAUUUCCAUCCUUCCAUGCCUAUACUACACAGAGGAGCCUCUAGAAGAAACUGCAAAUGUCCCUCAGAAGUCUAAGAGUUGAAAUAGAAAAUUAUUUUGCAGGGUCCCAGUAGGGAGAAAGCAAUGGGGACAAUCUUAACUCUGAUAAAAUGUACUGGCCUGAGUGAAUAAAGGGAGAAUUAGCAAGGACAAGGGGAGGGGAGGAAGUGGAGUAAAACCUGCUUGCUAUAGGACUUGACAUUACAAGGACUGUUACACUCCUUAGUUGUAGCACCACAAAAGCAUCAUCACUGCUUUCCAGGUGAGGAGCAGGGAUCUUCGCUGGAAUUUUGCUCUGUAAGAGUUGCUUUCUUUAGAGAAGAAAGAGGCUUAUCUAUUCUGUGCACUUGUUUUUUUUUCUUUUCUCUUUGAAGACUAGUUGAGCAGGACUUGACUGGAUUUAAGCAGUAUCUAUGUAAUUCUACCUCAGAUUGGCAAAAAACUGUUGGUGGGGUGGUGGAGACUUGGGCAGGCUCUGCCAAAUAAACCACUUUUCUUUUUUCCCCUGCCAUGUCCCAUCCCCAGUACAAUGACCUGACACUAAAUUUUAGGAGCUCUGUGCAAUAUUAAGUAAAUUUGCCUCUGUAGGCUCUUGUGGAUCCUACUUCCUGAUGUUGUCAAGGAUCACGGUAAUGCACUUAUUUUCUAAAAUGUCAUACUGUAUUUAUUGUGUGUUAUUUCCUCUGAGGAGGAGUAUCUAAACUGCUCACAUGCCACAGUGGUAUGUAGCCCACAUUCAACCUUGCGUUUGUGCCUUCUAUUUUCAAAUCAGUUUUCUGGGGAGCUAAGCCUGCUUUAACAGCAGAAGCUUUUCUCCCAAGAGUCGCUGACCUUGUGCUGCUACAGAACUGACUGCACAAGCAGCAGCCCUGCCUGUCUGGGAAGUCUCUGCUGUCUGCAGGAAAGCCAUCCAGAUGCAGCAGCACUUUAACUAGCUGUGCACUGGAUAAACCUCUGGUGCUGCAGGAUGAUGUGGGCUGCUGUAGAAGCACAUGAGGUUUCUAGUUCCAUACCUGGGUGUCUGUCUGGGACAUUUGACUGCAAAGGACCGUGACUGAGCAUAUUUGCAAGCCUUUGAGCUACUGAAAAGCCUGCCUUGACCAUGUUAAGCAGAGGUGCUGCUGCAAGUUCCGACUUUUCAGCUUCACAUAUUAACAGCAUGAAAACACAGUAUUUUAUAAGAAAACUGCUGCAACUGCAGCAAAAUAGCUCUUGAGAGCUGACCCCUGGGACACUUGACUCCUCCCAAAUAUCAUGUGGUUUUUUAGUAUUUAGAAAAAAAAAAAAGGGGACAGGCAGUUUUUGUAUUACUGUGGCUUGUAUGUAGAUGAGGUGGUACUGUGCUGUGCCCAGUAAUAAACUGCCAAAAUCAGUUUUCUGUACUUUGGUCUAUUUUUGUUACUGACUUAAAGUUCAAAUUUGUUUGGUUUUUGUUUUGUUGGGCUGUUUUUGUUUGGGUUUGUUUGUUGUUUUUUUUUUUAAAAAACCACCUUAGCUGGUGAUGCUGCAGCA
Apus apus (common swift) is the source of this 2233-nucleotide messenger RNA. It is a transcript of the gene CHAC1, whose product is annotated as ChaC glutathione specific gamma-glutamylcyclotransferase 1. NCBI's taxonomy places the organism in Eukaryota, Metazoa, Chordata, Aves, Apodiformes, Apodidae. Gene Ontology annotation, molecular function: glutathione specific gamma-glutamylcyclotransferase activity; gamma-glutamylcyclotransferase activity. Gene Ontology annotation, cellular component: cytoplasm. The transcript is spliced from 3 exons. The record is from RefSeq and is a predicted model, not a curated record. The coding region runs from base 48 to 764 and encodes 238 amino acids. Gene Ontology annotation, biological process: glutathione catabolic process.